Sycon ciliatum is the source of this 3095-nucleotide messenger RNA. RefSeq names its product espin-like. Bases 379 to 2625 code for a protein of 748 amino acids. NCBI's taxonomy places the organism in Eukaryota, Metazoa, Porifera, Calcarea, Leucosolenida, Sycettidae. The transcript is spliced from 11 exons. The record is from RefSeq and is a predicted model, not a curated record. Gene Ontology annotation, molecular function: protein binding.
UACUCAUAGAGAGCUAGCCUGUAGAUUCUGAUGACCGAGAACAUCAUUUUUCAAACAUUUCCUCUUCAACCUCCUCAGCUCAAAUAGCCAGCUUCUUCUAAUGCACACACCGUGUGAUUUGGUCUGCUAGGGCUAGCAGCGUAGCACACCCCUCAACAGACCAGUGCCAGAGGGUUGGUCGACAUUCAGCACAAGCCCACUGCCCGGGAAAGGGCCGCACGCCUUUGGGCAGAAGGUGUGAGUUCUGUUUAUGUCUGGCACUUGCAACAUCAACAGAAACUACGGUGCGCGCGAACAGCAUCGCGAAGGUGACCAUUCCGCCAACGGAGGUCAAAAGAUUGGCCGAGACUGGGAUAGCUUGCCGCUGAACACUUUUGAAUGGAGCGCAGCAACAGCUUUCUCUCUCGGCUGCGGGGUUCGUUCCGCAGUAAGCGCCCUGGAUCCGCUACGCAGCUCCUGGGAGAUGCUGACCUCGAAGGCGACGGAUGCGCACAGUGUCGAGCCAGUGCGCUCAUAGCGCACAGAGCUGCCUAUUACGGCCAUGUUGGUUGCCUAGCCUGGCUGGAGAGGGAAGAACCCGAGAAGCUUGAUAGCGUUGACCGAAAUGGAGCCACCCCGCUGCUGCUGGCCAUUCGCCAAAAUCGAAUCAAGGCAGUCAGCUGGAUCCUCACACACUGUCCCAACCAGAGCCGACAGAAGGCGACUGGCGGGGAGACACCUGUGCUGGUGGGAGCAGCUCAAGGACGUCUAAAGUGCCUGGAAAUGCUCCUCGAGUUCGAGCCCAAGGUCAAGGCAUCGCUGUCCGAGGACAUCGAUAGCGGCGGCCUAUCGGCCAUUCAUCUGGCAGCGCUGAAGAAUCGCACCGACACGGUCGCGUGGAUACUGAAAGUCCUCGGCAAGACGUGUGUCAUACACCCAAGCCGUUCGGGCAUCACGGCGGUGCACAUUGCUGCAGCCUCUGGCCAUCUGAAUAUCUUGGAGCUGCUCACAAAGAAGGACAAGCGAGGCGUGUUUUAUGUGGACUCUGCAGGUACAACACCUGUGUACUUUGCCGCUCAAGAAGGCAGGCUGGAGUGCAUGCGGCACAUGGUGGAGAACGUGAAGGCGGAUGCGAUUUCGCGCUGUGACGAUGGCAUGACGACGGUGCACUGCGCUGCACAGGGGGGACACCUGCAUGUUGUACAGUGGUUGGUGACAACUCAGGGAGAGGAGGUCGUGCUGGCGAAAACACAGGACGGUGCAACACCGGUUCACUUCGCUGCUGCUAUGGGCCAUGCUGAGCUACUCGAGUGGAUCCUCUCGUUGCCCAAAAUUGGCGAGCAGGCGCGGAACACAACCGACUUGGACGGCGGAACACCAGCUCAUGAUGCAGCAGAUAACGGUCAGCUACAGUGUCUGGUCAUACUGAAGGCACACGGAGCUGAUAUGUCAGCAACAGAUAAUGAUGGAUUCACUGCCGUCGACCUAGCCGUCAACAGUACCGAUAGCAAGUGUCGCGAGUGGGCCGCCGAUAUGCUACGACAGGCCUCCUGGCAGAAUCGUGCGUUCCGCGAUGACGAAGCCGAAGAGAUUCACGCCUCGGCCGCCGCUGCAGCAGCGUCGGCCACCUCGUUCACUACAAACGAUGGCUCCCCGGCACUGCCACCCAGAGAGGACAUGCCGGGCCUGACACAGGAUGACCGUGCCAAGUCGUCAUCGCGUGAAAUCAACAUAGAUGAAGCCGUGUCUGAGGCAGCCAAAAAAGACGCAUUACAGAGAGCAGGCACAUUACCAAACCCACAGAGAACUCGUAUGCCUCCCAGUCCACGUCCGGGGAAAUCGACAGACAAGGCCGGUCACACGGAUACCCCGUACGCUGUUCCCAUGCGCUUGCUCAGCAAAAUUCGUAGCAACACCGUGGGUCACAGGCCGGACAAGAAGCAAGGCAAAGACAUGGACCACAGCGAACUCAGAAUGAUGAUGUCAAGCGGCCAUGAGGAAUUUGGCGACGAAGAAACUUCAUUGAUAAACCGAGGGGCAAUUGAAGACACAGACGGAGGGAGUCCUUGUGUUGCCGCUGCCAAUGACUCUCCGGACGUUCCACCCAAAACUGUCGACUCGAUGGUACUGCUAACGAUUGAGGAUAGUGAUGGGGAAACGAAGAGCAUUCAUGAUUCUGACAACGCGGAGCAGACCGGUGGCGGACCGACGCAAGAAGAUGAAGUUUCUGACAGUGCGGAUGCAAGAGCCCGUUCUGCUACUCUUCCCGCACGGUUCAAUCGUCUCAGCACAGCAUCAGACAAAGCUGCUGGUAGCGACAGGGAGUCACCGCUGCCCAUCCGCGGCAGAGCUCUGUUCAUUGAGCCAAGCCCAAGCUCCCGGAUACGCAAGCCCUCGCCCUCACCGUUGCCAGACGCGCGUGCUUCGCCUCUCAUGCAACGAAUUCAGAUGGCGAAACCCACGGAUGCAGGACGAAAGCUAUUCUCGUCCUCAGACAGCUCUGAUGAUGAUGAUGAUAAAAGUGUUCAAGAUGAUAUUCCAGCAAGUCAGGAAGAAGUCAAAGGUAUUUUUUCCAAGGCCACGCAAGCUACCAAGCUCCUGGUUACGUCCAGCUCAGAGUCGAGCUCUGCUGACGAAUCUGAUUAGAUCCAGCGCCUAGGCUCACCAUUUGACAGCGGGCACAACUAGCCGCCGUGCAAACGUACUGCUAACUGCUAUUGCGAUGAUCACAAGAAUGAACAAUAAUCUUUUUGUGAUAUUUGUAAUUUUAUGACCUGCACUAAUAUCGUUUCUGAUAUUAAAAUAGUUUGACGGUUGAAUUUACCGGUCAUUCAGCUGCGGAGGGCAUCCCUCAACAGAGGACACAGCUGAACUAUACGGCCGCUGCACAACCAGUUUGCCACAUAAAUCCUAAACUGUUGGUUGUAGAGUGAUAUGACUAUGAGCCUUAACACCAUACAUCCUUGGUUAUUUACCCAAGAUUUGAUUUCGCAUUGUAAACAGUGUACAUAAACUGCUGGCUGCUCUAUUCGAUAUUGACUACCAUCACGUUUUAAAAAUGACACUAAUUAAUUUUUGGGGAUUUCCCCUUACUCGUGAAUAGUAAGUGAAAUCUA